ACGUCAUCGUUGCAAUUCAGGUGAAUUGUCAAAUGGUCGAAGAAAUCGUUGCGAGUAUUAUUUUCUCCAGCAGAAGCUCCAAUUUUCAAAGUUGUUUAUCAGUCUGUUAUUGGAUAACACUGCUCUAAAAAUGCUAUCGGUUUGUAAACAAACAUUGUCGCAGUCUCUUCAAAGGGCUAGUGCAAGAAGUCUUGGAUCUGUAGUGCCUGAACUAAGAGUAGAAAAUUUCGAUGUUAAAAACGAACCCGUUUUGGGGUACCUCAAAGGCUCUUCUGAGAGGACCGAGCUGGAGAAAUCACUUCAGGAAACAGCGAGUCAAACUGAAGAAAUUCCUAUUGUUAUAGGCGAGAAAGAAAUCAAAACUGGUGAUGUAAGAUAUCAGGUGAUGCCUCACGACCACAAAAAGAAACUAGCCAAAUUUUACUAUGCAGAUGCAAAACUAAUAAAGCAAGCUAUUAAUGUUGCCACCGAAACUCAGAAGAAAUGGGACAGGACUCCCAUUUCUGAAAGGUUAAAAAUUUGGGAGAAAGCUGCAUCUCUUAUGGCGGGCAAGUACCGAUCAAAAUUGAAUGCAGCGACCAUGUUGGGUCAAGCUAAAACUGUUAUUCAGGCUGAAAUCGACGCUGCUGCUGAACUGAUAGACUUUUUUAGGUUGAAUGCCUAUUUUUUAAAGGAGGCCACUAAAUAUCAGCCUAUAUCAGAGAAUCCGAGGGAAACAAAAAAUUCAAUGCGUUAUAGAGGGUUAGAGGGUUUUGUAGCCGCUGUGUCGCCAUUUAAUUUCACUGCUAUUGGUGGUAACUUGGCUUACACUCCCGCUUUGAUUGGUAAUGCUGUGCUGUGGAAGCCGAGCGACACCGCCAUUCUGGCGAACUGGGUGAACUUCAAAAUUUGCCUGGAAGCGGGAGUUCCGCCAGGAGUUGUCAACUUCGUGCCGGCGGAUGGACCAGUAUUCGGUGACACUAUAACAGCGUCACCCCAUUUGGCCGGCGUGAACUUCACCGGAAGUGUACCGACGUUCACGCGUAUCUGGAAGCAAGUGGGCGAGAACAUUGGCAAGUAUAAAAAUUUCCCGAGACUGAUUGGAGAGUGUGGUGGCAAGAAUUACCAUUUCGUCCAUCCGAGUGCUGACGUGCCAACAGUGGUGAACGGCACCAUUCGGAGUGCGUUCGAAUUUUGCGGCCAAAAGUGUAGCGCUUGCAGCCGUAUGUACGUGCCGGAAUCUCUAUGGCCGAAGAUCAAAGAGGGCCUGUUGGAGAAACGGGCGAAGUUGAAGAUCGGGGAUCCGACGGAGUACGACAGCUUUACGUCGGCGGUGAUCGACGACAAGGCUUUCAAAAGGAUCUCCGGCUACAUCGAACAUUCCAAGAAAUCUCCCAACUUGGAGAUUCUGGGAGGUGGCAAGUACGACGACAGCAAGGGCUACUUUAUCGAGCCUACCAUUGUUCAGACCAAGGACCCACACGAUAAGAUCAUGAAGGAGGAAAUUUUCGGGCCUGUCUUGACCAUCUACGUCUACAAGGACGGUCAAGUUCAGGAAACUCUGGAUCUCGUCGAUAACACGACGCCGUUCGCCUUGACCGGUGCAGUAUUCGCCCAAGACGAAAACUUUCUGAAAAGUGCAAUCGAACACCUAAAAUUCUCAGCGGGCAAUUUCUAUGUGAACGAUAAGUCGACGGGAAGCGUCGUGGGUCAACAACCAUUCGGCGGUGCUAGGCUCUCAGGCACAAACGAUAAAGCCGGAGGUCCUCAUUAUGUGUUGCGAUGGGGCAACCCGCAAGCGAUCAAAGAAACGUUCGUUCCUUUAAAGGAUAUCGAGUAUCCGUACAUGAAACAAUAAAGCGAUUGCGCAGUAAUAAUGUGAUUGAACCCGAAAUAUCUCACUACGUAAGUUAUUAGUUAUUUUUAUCCUUAAAGUUUCGGCACUAAAAAGUAUUACCUAGAAUAAUUAUUGUAAUGUGCUUGGACGUUGUAAAAGUCAAUAAACUUAUUUAUUAUCGGGUAUCACGAAGAGGAAACGUUCGGAAAGUCCGAUAAGUGUAAGUUAAAUCCUAAGUCAGUGCCGUGCGCUAUUAAACUAAAAUGUAACGGCCCAAAAUGUUAGUUUAGCCUGAAAAAAAACUUGACAAUACUAAAUUUAAUCGGUACAUACAUUUUUAUAAUAUAUCUUUUUGUUUUGAGAGGAUCAAAUUGAUUAUUUAUGUGAUAGGUUGUCAGAUUGUAAGUUUUAAUUUCUUUCGAAGAAAUCCCUAAUGUUCAAUCUAAUAUAGAAGAUUUGUUGUUUUCUGUUUCUCCUUUUUGUAACAAACUCAUCUAGUUGUUAAACUCAGAAACCUUGUAAGAUUUUCAUUAGCAAUAAAGUGCUUUGUUGUUAA
Messenger RNA from Cylas formicarius (sweet potato weevil), 2372 nucleotides. RefSeq names its product delta-1-pyrroline-5-carboxylate dehydrogenase, mitochondrial (gene P5CDh1). Lineage: Eukaryota; Metazoa; Arthropoda; Insecta; Coleoptera; Brentidae. The record is from RefSeq and is a predicted model, not a curated record. Gene Ontology annotation, cellular component: mitochondrial matrix. Gene Ontology annotation, molecular function: L-glutamate gamma-semialdehyde dehydrogenase (NAD+) activity. Bases 131 to 1837 code for a protein of 568 amino acids. The transcript has 10 exons.